Molecule: messenger RNA, 1113 nt
Organism: Gambusia affinis (western mosquitofish)
Lineage: Eukaryota; Metazoa; Chordata; Actinopteri; Cyprinodontiformes; Poeciliidae
Gene: emc4
Product: ER membrane protein complex subunit 4
Exons: 6
Coding region: 223-786 (187 amino acids)
Biological process (GO): protein folding in endoplasmic reticulum
Cellular component (GO): EMC complex
Source: RefSeq, a predicted model, not a curated record
ACGUGCACCUACGUCUCAAGAGCGUAACUGCGCCAUCAUUGAGGGCCUAGGAAUCAGCGAGUGUCGGCGGAACAAGUUGUUCUUCGGCUCUCCUUACGGGCCAGUGUCGUUUGUUUUUCUGAAAAACCCCACUUCGAACGGCAGCAACACUGGUUUAGAUGUAUUUGUAAGCUGCGUGCAGGUGCACACUGUCUCCGAGGACCAGCGGUGAAGUUUGUUGUCAUGGCGUCUCCUCAAGGAGGAGGAGCUUUGUCCACAAGAGGAGGCAGCGGAGCCCGAAGGAUGAAGUGGGCCCUUGAGCUCAGUGUGGGAAACACAAGGAGCCGCGGUGACCGACAAGGCGGUCAGGGCGAUGUCGUUUACCCCAUCGGCUACUCAGAGAAGCCCGUUCCCGACACCAGCAUCCAGGAGACCGACAAGAACCUGGUGGAGAAGCGCUGCUGGGACGUGGCCCUCGGGCCCCUGAAGCAGAUUCCCAUGAACCUGUUCAUCAUGUACAUGUCUGGCAACACCAUCUCCAUCUUCCCCAUCAUGAUGGUCUGCAUGAUGGCCUGGAGGCCCAUACAGGCUCUCAUGUCGAUGUCAGCAACCUUCAAGCUGUUGGAGAGCUCCAGUCAGCAGUGGCUACAGGGGCUCGUCUACCUGAUCGGUAACCUUCUAGGAGCGGCGUUGGCCAUUUAUAAGUGUCAGUCAAUGGGGUUGCUUCCGACACACUCGUCCGAUUGGCUGGCUUUCAUCGAGCCGCCGCAGAGGAUGGAGAUCAUGGGCGGAGGGAUGGUGUUGUGAAGCGGACUUCCGCUGACCUCACAUACUGUACAUACUCCACUCUUCUUCUUCUUCUUCUUCUUGCCGCACCACCAGGCAGCCCAUCGCAGGCGAAACAAAAGCCUGACUUUUAGCCAUUUCCAGACGCCAUCAGGAUCCAGACUCAGCCACCUCAGCAAAAACAGACAUGUUUACUACAGCACAGCUUAACAUCAGGGAUUUAUCCGCCAUGUUCUCCAUCAUCCUCUCUCUCUUCUGGGUUUGUUGCUGAAGCGUUACUUUGGUCUUCCUCUCUGGCGAUAAGCAAGCAUCCUUUUUUUUUUUUUUUUUUUUUUUUUUUUUUAAAUA